UAGCUUGUAUUAGUAGACACAGACAAAAUAGCUCAAAAUCAAAUCCAGAAAUUUAGGAAGCGCGGAGAAAUUUAAAAGCGCAAAUAUUUUUCGUCUGUAACAGACUCCACAAAACCUCCCAAGCUUCCCCUCUCUCUAUAUAACAACUCGUAACCGCUUUUUUUCUUGCUUCUUCCAUCUUCUCUUCUUCUUCACAAAUCACAACAAUGGCGACUAUCUCGUUCUCGUGCGCUUGUUUCAGAGCCAUCUUUCUCGGUGCUCUCAUCCUCUCCCUCACUCAUCCUUCCGCCGGAGUUCCUUUGGAAGAAUUGGAAAGAGCCAUCACAGUCCUCCGCAUCAGAGGCCGAGCUCUCUUCGCCAACGCCAUCAUCACCUCCGAUCUGCUCUUCGAUUUACUCUCCGUCGAGUCUCUCACACUCUUCGCUCCCACCGAUUCCAUGCUCUUUGAUCUCGACAUGACUCAUUCUUUCUCCUUCUACGUUUCUACCCUCCGCCUCCACUCCGUACCUCUCCGCCUCCCGUUCUCCGAUCUCCGAUCCCUCCCCAACGCCUCCUCUCUCCCGACGAUCCUUCCCUCUCACCACCUCCUCCUCACUAAGCCUUCUUCCUCCAACGACUCCAUUUUUAUCGACGGUGUCCACCUCCUCCUCCCUGGUUUGUUCUAUGGCCAACAUCUCGCCGUCCACGGUCUCGCCGAUCUUCUUUCACUCAAGGCCCUUCCGUCUCCCGAACUUUUCGUUGCUUUGCCUCCCGUGGUGGAUUCGCCGGCAGAGUCGCCGUGGAUUGUAGGUUCAAGAUUUUCACCGGCACCAGAGCCUUACUUCGCCUUUCUGGGUCGCACUCCAGCAGAGUCGCCGAGAGUUGAAGAAGUUUCGCCAUCGCCGUGGAGAGAAGACAUGAUCGUUGGCGAUGAAGGAGGUCCGUUAGAUAUGACGAGUAACCACUUUUGAUGGACACGUGUCGUAAUCGUUGAGAUUUAGCGGUAGACGAUUUCUUUCUUUUACAAAGAGACCCAAGAGUCCUACGAUUUCUUGUAAAGAGACCCAAGAGUUCUACGAUUUCUUGUAUAGACCCAAAGAGUCCUUUUCUUAUUUUUUGACAUCAAAAACCUUUUCUUUUG
Eutrema salsugineum is the source of this 1120-nucleotide messenger RNA. Its product is annotated as fasciclin-like arabinogalactan protein 19. The transcript has a single exon. The record is from RefSeq and is a predicted model, not a curated record. NCBI's taxonomy places the organism in Eukaryota, Viridiplantae, Streptophyta, Magnoliopsida, Brassicales, Brassicaceae. The coding region runs from base 207 to 950 and encodes 247 amino acids.